UAGCAGCUGUAAUUUCGAAUAGAACGGUCGCAUGGUCGAUCCGUGGUAGUGGCAAUCGCAAAGAAAGCACUUUCAAGGCAUAGUCGGUGCCUCACAUUGCUGCCCCUCCCUUUGAAAGGCAACAAGGAACGAACAGACAAACGGGCGGAUGGGCGCUUCUUUAUGGCAAUUUUCAUACGAAACGAGUGCAUAUUUUUAGAAUUUCUUUGCUGAAAAUAUACGCGAAAGGGAAUAGCAAAAAUUCAUUCAUAUAUACAUCAUAUAAUAAAAAUUUAUUGGUGAAAAAUCAAAUCAAAUCUGUUUUUGCUCUAAUCAAAAUCAUUAAAGAUUUGUUUAUAUAAUCACUCAGCAGGCAUAUAUAAAUGUAUGCAAAUUAAUAAAAACUCAAAUCAACGAAAAUCAAGUGCAAUUUUACAACACUAAAAUACAAAACCCGAACAAAUGAAAGUGAAUUUAUUUUAAGUGAAACGAAAACCAAUAACAAAAACAGGCAUACAAAAAUGUCCCGGGGAUCAACAACGAAAUGCAGAAAAUGGGCAACAUUUUUGGUGAUUUUAUUGAUGAUUCUAUCAUUUUUACCACCCUCACAAGAGUUUUCCUUUGGUUGGGGUGGUGAUGAGGAAGGCAAAUCCAAAGAAGCAGCCUCCACUUCUUCAGGGCGAGAGGCACGUAAGACGCCAAAGCGUCAUGUGGUGGAGAAAAAGCAUAAAUUUCAUAAAAUCGAACGCAUCAUAAUAGAAGACGACGAAGACGAGGGCGAUGAAGAAGCUGAAGAUAAUGAAAACACCAACGAAUAUGGUGGUGGCGGCGGUGAUUCUGCCAACGUAGAGGACACUGGCGACAACCAUGCUGGCGAGGAAAUGGACGACGCCGAUGAUGCCACUAAUGAAGACCAAGAGCGGGCCGCCUCUAUAAACAGUGCCAACAAUGAUGACGAAGAGGAGGAGUUUCGUUUCAAAAGAGCCCGCAAGGCAGAAAAAGUGGCACGCUCUUCUAAGAAAGCUGCUGCGGCCAGUGCUGAAAGUCAAGAAAAGUCACAAUCUUGGUUCUCCUUUUCGUUUUUCGGUUCUUCCCAAAAGGACAGUGCCACCAGCCAGCAGGAAGAGGAAUCAGCUGAGGCUGCCACACCCAAAUCAAAUGGUAUUAUCGAUUGGAUUUUAUGGCUGGGUGAACGGACGGGACGUUUAAGACCUGAUUCUACAGAAGAUACGUCGGCCCAAGAAGCAACUGAAGCAAGUGGUGAAACCUGGUUUGAUUAUUUCAAUCGUUGGCCCUUCAAUAGCCUCUUUCCCAUUGGGAAACCACCAAAACCCAUAAAAAUGCCUAAAGUAGCUAAGAAAUCCAGCAGGGAUGUUUCCAAAGCCGAUGAAGGUUCAGAGGAACCCCCCAUGAGCCAAGAAUCAUUUGACAGUUUACUCUACAGUCUACCAAAUUUCAUUAUCAAAGUUCAAGAUGCACCAGAUGCCGAAUGCCGCGAACAAUUGCAAAUAUUUCAGAGACAAUUGAGGGGUCGUAAAUUGUGGACAUUACAGAUGAUGGAUUCCACUGGCAAAGUUGGUCCUGGUUUAUUGCGAGGCAAUAUAAAUCAAUUUGGCGACUUCAAUUUGUGUACCGAUAUAAAAACGGUGGUUAAAGUUGCAGCCAAUCGUCCGGUGCGCAUUCGCGGCAAAUACUGUCUGGCUCACAUUGAAACGCACACCUCGAUAACUCAACUCAAGAUACCCGUACAUAUGAUGCACGGUCGUGGUCUCUUCAACAGUCAUUUAGGAAACCCAUAUCAUUUUAUACCCCGUUAUGGUGUAGCCAAUUGGGGCAUUUGUGUACCAAAUGCUUGUGGUGGAGAUGUCGUUCGUCACAUGCUGCAAUCGAGUUUGCAGGACUACAAUAACACUGGUGUUGAACUACAUGUGGAAGUAGAUGAUAACGAUUGCUAUGUGAAACAGGGAAGAAAAUUCUUUAAACUUCUGCAAAAGGAUAAGAAGUUUUGUGCAACAAUUCUGUACAUUUUAGGUUUAUUCCUAUUGUCAAUGUCCACGCUGGCCUGGGAGAAUUGGUCACGUAUUCAACCCGUGCUGCAACGAUUCGUAGACAUAAUGAAAACUUCAGCAGAAAUGAUUAAAUCCAUUUUGGGAAAAAUCUCAACAUGGUUUGCAGCAUUAAUGGAAAAAUUAAAAAAGAAAAGUGAAACUGGUGAAGGGGAAGAGGCCGAAGGUGAACAGCAAACAAUAGAAAAUGGAUCUGGGGCGGCUGAAGAAACUGGAGGCGAGGAGGUAGAGACAACACAGGAAAACACAGCUGAAGAAGAAACCAAGGAUGAGGAAGAAACAAAAGUCGAAAAAGAGGGCAAAGAUGAUACAGCCAAUGCAGAGGGGGAGGAGGAAGCCGUAGAGGCAACAGGUGAAAAUCUCUCUCUCAACCACUUGGCUUUAGAAAUUUUCAAAUCAUUCUCCCCAAAACGUACACUUGACAUACUUUUGGCUUCCGACACCGUUGACGUACCGUUUCCGUUGAUUCACGUGCUAAAAGUUGGCGCCACUUUUAUGCUGUAUUUGUGUUUGAAAUUCCUAAUGAUUGGCCACCUGCCAAUAACGAAUCGUGACCAACUUGUUCGCACUCUCGAUCAUCCCCUGAGUGUGUUGAUACGUUCACCUAUGAUUUAUGCCGAUAUUUUAUUGUUGAUCAGUGGUUUCUUGUCCGCCUAUAAUCUGUCCGAGGAAAUGGAACAAAAAUCGUACAUUCAACUAUUGAAGAGAUUGGCUUUGAAAGUCAGUAGAUAUUUGCCUACGGUUUAUUUGUUGGUUUGUUUUCAAACAUGGAUUUUACCCCACAUGAAUUCGGGUCCUCUAUGGUCGAAUAUAAUUGGACAUAAUGCUCGCUUAUGCGAUGAUCAAUGGUGGCGCAAUAUAUUGAGUGUGCAAAAUGCUAUUGACUUUGAGGAGACAUGCUCACCAUCCACAAUUCAAUUGGCUUUGGAAGUUCAAUUGUAUCUAUUGGGACCAUUGAUUGUAUGGCUAUACUACACAGAUUCGGAUGCUGCAUUCUUUGUCUAUGGGGCUUUGCAUGCCAUGUCAGUGGCCGCUCGUUAUGCCAGAACAAAUAAAGAACAUUUAUCAAUGAUUUUGUUCCAUGGUAUUAAUGUUAGCAAAUUUUAUCGCACUGCCAAUAUCUUAUACUCCUCCCCCGUAAGCCGUGCCACCACCUACCUAUUGGGCAUAGGAGCGGGCAUAUAUCAAAGGGCUAAUAAUGGAGAGCUAGAUCUAACGCCCGAAAUGAAGAAACUCGGCUGGAGUUUAUCCACUUUGGGCAUAUUCUGGAGUCUUUGGUCGCCCUCAUCUAGCAUGCGUACGGAUUUCAUUUAUACAUCUUCUGAAGCAGCCUCAUAUGCCUCCUGGUGUCCCCUGGUCUUUGGUCUAAGUCUUUGCUGGUUCAUCUUUAUGUUGCCCAAGACAAGUGAUAAUACCAUUUUAAGAUUUUUAACCAACUCCCAGUGUUUUUUGGUUUUAUCGCGUCUAAUAUUUCCCAUACAAAUGGUGAUGUACGUUGUUGUACUGUAUGGAACGGCAAAGGUCAAAGAAACUGACAAAUUUCAUUUGACAGAUUUGAUCAACAUUCAAGAGAUCGCUGUAAUACUUGUCGGUGCUGUCAUUGUCUCCUUCCUCAUAGACAUACCCUCACAGAAUAUACGCCGUCUGCUUGUGAAUCGCAUAUUUAUAGAACGUCCUCAUCAUGAAAAUGAAGAUCAAGAACAUUUAACAAGUGAACCGGCUUCUGAAGCCUCGGAUGAGGUUAGUGAACAACACCUAACAAGUGAUACUCCUGAACCACCAGACACAGUAUGGGGAUCAGAUCCAGAAGAAGAAGAACAAAAAUAUAUACAAAGAAGGCGUAGUUCUUUGCUGGAAAGUGAUACAAAGAAAGUGGAAGAGAGUAAAGCAAUAGAAGAGGAAGAAGAAGAAGAGGAGGAGGAAGAAGAGGAAAUCAGUGAAAAAGAGGAAGUCAAGCGACAUCCCUAAGAAAGGGACGAUUUCAACUUAUGUUAACUUUGUAAUAUUUUAAGUUUUGGUUACAUCGAAAUCAAAAAAAGACAUGCAUUUCCUAAAAGUAUUCUCUGUCCCACAAAACACAACAUUUCUGCCACACAUAUUUUUGCGUUUUGAUAAGUCUUAAGCCCAUAUGAUACCAUCUCGCUUAAGUUGUGACUUUUUUUUUUGACUCAAACGAAGCCCUUUACACUUCCCUUUACUAAAGCAUAAACACAAACAUAUUCAUGCAAUGCCAAAACUUAAACGAAUGUUAUUGUAAUAAAAACGUUUUUAAAUAUUUCAAGAAA
This is a messenger RNA of Stomoxys calcitrans (stable fly), 4330 nucleotides long. RefSeq lists its product as uncharacterized. The coding region runs from base 501 to 4013 and encodes 1170 amino acids. NCBI's taxonomy places the organism in Eukaryota, Metazoa, Arthropoda, Insecta, Diptera, Muscidae. The transcript is spliced from 9 exons. The record is from RefSeq and is a predicted model, not a curated record.